AUGUACCACUUUCGUUGCUGCACCUUCCUCAGGUAUACAAGUUUCAUUCAACCUGUCACCGCAUCCAAGCUAUACAAUGAUGUUAAGUCGCACAAAGAUCUUGUGCACUUCGAAACGGCUUACGUUGUCAAACUCCACCGUGUAGCAAGGCUUUCUCCCUCCCAACCCGUUUUUACAUUCACCCAUCCAAAUUACUCAACUAAGAAAAGCAAUCAUCGCUAUAAGAAGCUUCAAUUUGAGAUAUCCCGUGACACUGGAUCAGCUAUGGUUCAUGGUAUGUG
Messenger RNA from Ilex paraguariensis (yerba mate), 281 nucleotides. NCBI's taxonomy places the organism in Eukaryota, Viridiplantae, Streptophyta, Magnoliopsida, Aquifoliales, Aquifoliaceae. The record is from the annotation of a GenBank genome assembly.